CAAUUUAGGAUACACUACCUUUUAACUGACUGAGCACAGACCGUUAGACACUCGUGGUGUGUAUUGCAGCUAUCGGAGACAAGUCAGACAGCCGACAUCAGAUGCUCUUUUUUCCCUUUUUUUACUGCAAUAGCAUAAUAAUACAUGGAAAACGUUUGUGGUGGAAGAGGACGACGACGAAAUAAACGAUUUGAUGCUUGUUGCUUUAAAUCUGCGCCUGCUCAAUCUCAACUGGUCUAUGCGCUAUGAGCAAUCUGGCGGUGCAGACUAAAGAACAUUCAUCUGCGACUCAAUUUUUUUCCUUUCCAUCCAUCCCUCCUCUCCUCUCCGAACCAUUAAUCUCCCCUUCUCCAGACUUCACAUCCGGUUCACCCGCUAGUAGCCUAUCUUCUGUGUCUUGCCUGUGUGUGUGUGUGUGACGGCCUGAUUCUCCACCGAGCUGUACUGCAGACCCCCUACCUGAACGCGCUGCGUGCUAGACGGAUACUACACCCGGCGUGCAUCGGUGAUGGAGCUACCGUGUGCGCUCUGAGCUGGUGGGAGCCGAUCUGUAUGACACAAAGGCCGGGAUGAGACGAUAGGCUAUCGGAUGGGCGCCCCGGUUUGGUGAUACUCGCUCAACGAUGUCCAAGAGUCUGACGAAGAAAAAUCACUGGACCAACAAAGUCCACGAAGCGGUCGUCACCAGGAGCAUAGAGGGAGAAUUUGGCUUCGAGCUGAAGGGGGGCGCGGAGAUUGGGCAGUUCCCCUACUUCGGGGAGGUGAAACAAGGAAAAGAGACCGUCCAGAGCGGCAAGCUGGCCCAGGAUGAGUUGCUGCUGGAGGUCAACGACACGCCGGUGGCCGGGCUCACCACCCGGGAUGUUCUGGCUGUCAUCAAACACUGCAAAGAUCCGAUCCGCUUCAAAUGUGUCAAACAAGGGGGCAUGGUGGAUAAGGACCUCCGGCACUACCUCAAUCUGCGCUUCUCCAAGGGUUCCGUGGACCACGACCACCAGCAGAUCAUCAGAGACAACCUCUACCUCCGCACCGUACCCUGCACCACCAGGCUGCCGAAGGAGGGAGAGGUGCCGGGGGUGGACUAUAACUUUGUGAGCGUGGAGCGCUUUAUGGAACUGGAGCAAAGCGGAGCCCUACUAGAGAGUGGAACCUAUGAAGAGAACUUGUACGGUACUCCCAAGCCCCCAGCCGAGCCCAGUCCGGCGGCCCCUCCCUUGAAUGUGAGUGAGGCGCUGCUGCCCGGAGCCUGGCCCAGCGCCCAGGGCAAGAGGAAGAGGAACCAGUCAGUUAGCAACAUGGAGCAGCGAGCCAGCCUGGAGCUGCCUGAGGAGGAGGACUGCAGCCCUCCCGUGGUCAACGAGAAUGGCGUGGCCAUCACGCCAGAGUCAAGCGAGCAUGAGGACAAGAGCACGGACGUGUCUGAGGAGGUUUCUAUGAUGGAUGUCCUCACCCUGCCCCCUCCCUUCACUGAGCCCCCCACAGAGGGAGAGGAGUCCCCCGAGCAGGAACCCCCCAAAUCGCCCCCCAAACUCCCCAAAGGAGAUGAGGAGGAACUGGGACCCCUACCCGACAACUGGGAGAUGGCCUACACCGAGAAAGAAGAGGUCUAUUUCAUAGAUCACAACACCAAAACCACGUCAUGGCUGGAUCCUCGGCUGGCAAAGAAGGCCAAACCACCUGAGGAGUGCAAAGAGGACGAGUCGCGGCUGAACGACGACAUUAAUAACAUACAGCAUACGCUCUAUCGGCAGGACAGAACAGAAGCCUCUGAACUGCCGUAUGGCUGGGAGAAGAUCGAUGACCCUAUCUAUGGCAGUUACUACGUAGAUCCUGUUCCUUGCAGCCACAUCAACAGAAGGACCCAGUUUGAGAACCCCGUCUUGGAGGCCAAGAGACGACUGGAGCAGCAGCAGAUGCAGAACCAGGGACUGUCAGCUCUGCCUUUACCUACUAUAUACAGAGAGAAGCCCCCAUUCACGAGGGACCCCACCCAGCUGAAGGGCUCCUUUCUGUCCACGGCUCUCCAGAAGAGUAACAUGGGCUUUGGCUUCACCAUCAUUGGAGGGGACGAACCGGAUGAGUUCCUGCAGGUCAAGAGUGUCAUACCCGAGGGCCCCGCUGCACAGAACCAGAAGAUGAACACAGGUGAUGUCAUCGUCUACAUCAAUGACACCUGCUGCCUGGGCACCACUCACGCCGAUGUGGUCAAACUCUUCCAAUCUGUUCUCAUUGGACAAAGCGUCACCCUGGUCCUCUGCCGGGGCUACCCCUUGCCUUUUGACCCCGAGAACCCCAGCGGGGCGUCCGCCGGAGAGUCCCUGACCCCCGUUGGCAUGGAACACCACCCCAUGGUGGUGAACGGGCGUAGCAGCUACAACCAUUACCUGGAGUACCUCUCCCUGAGCUCUCAGCUCCCUUCACAGGCUCUAGCCCAGCCAGGGGAACCCCACCCUGGGGACACCCACCUGGAUGGGUCCUCAUUGCCGCCCACCGACCCCGGGUCCGCUCCGGCCGUGACGCCGCGCGACGACAAUGUCUCCAUAGUGUCGUCAGGGGCGACGGGGAUAGCCGGGGGCGUGAUCCAGGGGGCGGAGCUGCUGACUGUGACUAUGGUGAAGAGGGCGGAGGGGUUCGGGUUCACCAUCGCCGACAGCCCCACGGGGCAGCGGGUCAAACAGGUGUUGGAGCCGGUUGUGCAGGACGGAGUGGGUCUGAGUGAAGGAGACCUGAUCCUGGAGGUGAACCAGCAGGGUGUGACGGGGGCGGGACACGGCCGUGUGGUGGAGCUGCUCAAAGAGUGUCCUGUCGGAGCAGAGGCCACGCUACUCAUACAGAGAGGAGGAGGGGAAGGUCACGUCUCUCCAUGGAACACCUCCAAACAGAUACCAGAGCAGUGGGACCCCCAUGGAAGUCCCCAGACUUGCUUGUCAGCCCCAGUGCUUCCCCCCGGCACACCCUUCUCUACCCAGUCACAGCAUCGCACCUCGGUCCCCGACUCCACAGAGGGCUUCGACCUCAACAAACCCGACCCAUAUGACCUCUAUGAGAAGUCCAGGGCCAUCUACGAGAGUAGACGUCCAGAGUACCAGGAGGUGGAAGUUCACCUGUUGAGGGAGAAGACUGGGUUUGGCUUCCGCAUCCUGGGGGGAGACGAGGCCGUGCAGGCUGUGAGUCCGGACGCCCGCGACAAGAUUGUGAUUGGGGCGAUCAUAGAGAACACUCCUGCAGAGCGCGAUGGACGUCUUCGACCUGGGGACGAGCUCAUCUCCGUGGAUAAGAUGGUGGUUGCUGGGAAACCACACAGAUACGUGAUCGACCAGAUGCACGCCGCUGCACACAACGGUCAGGUCAGCCUGAAGGUCCGGAGGAGAGUCCACUUCCUCAGUGAGGUGUUAGGGGUGAACGGCCGUAGCCCUGGCUCCGUGUCCCCGCAGCACAAUUCCCCGCGCAGCGACGCCGCCUCAGCUUCCUGUCCCGUAACCCCCGGCAAUGUCCCGCCACCAUCCACCGCCUCCCCUCCGGAGGGCGCCGUCCCCCUGCAUACCAGUGAUGUCAUCAUCCACCGCAAAGAGAACGAGGGCUUCGGCUUUGUCAUCAUCAGCUCGCUGAACCGACCGGAGAACACAGCUGUCAUCACUGUGCCCCACAAGAUUGGGCGUAUCAUCGAGGGCAGCCCAGCGGAUCGCUGCGGCCGCCUGAAGGUUGGCGACCGGAUCCUGGCCGUCAACGGGCAGUCCAUCAUCAGCAUGCCCCACGCCGACAUCGUCAAGCUCAUCAAAGACGCCGGACUCAUCGUCACCCUGCACAUCAUACCGGAGGAAGAUCCCCACUCGAGGCCCAGCUCAGAGAAGCAGAGCCCCAUGACCCAGAAACACAGCCCCCAGGCCCAGCCCAGCCCCAUAGUCAACCAGCCCAGCCAAGGAGCAUCCCAGCCUGGUCAUGCACCAGCCCAGCCAGGCCAGACAACCACCACCCAGGAAGGCCCAGCACCACCAGCUCUGCCCGGCCAAACACCAGACCAGCCAGGCCAAGUACCAGCAGCAGCCACGCAGCCUACCCCAGGAGCGGCCGCCCAGCCCAGCCCGGCAGGGACCGAGCCGAGCCCGGUCGCCCAGCCACCCGGCCACCCUCCCCCGCUCUACCUCCACGACGGCAGGUCAGAGGUGAAAGCCAGGCAGGACGUGAAACCGGAUAUCCGCCAGCCUCCGUUCACCGAUUACCGGCAGCCCCCCGUCGACUACCGGCACCCUCCGGUGGCUGAUUACCGGCAGCCGCCCACACUGGAUUAUCGUCACCCUCCUCCCCUCAUCGACUACAGACAACACUCGACAACACUCGCUGCACAGUUCCCUCUAGCACAGUUUCCACCUGACUUCAGACCACAGGACUUUGACUACUUCACGGUAGAGCUGGAGAAGAGUGUGAAGGGUUUUGGCUUCAGUAUCCGUGGGGGACGGGAGUACAAGAUGGAUCUGUUUGUUUUGCGGCUUGCAGAGGAUGGGCCAGCCAUCCGCAAUGGCAGAAUGAGGGUGGGGGAUCAAAUCAUUGAGAUAAAUGGCGACAGUACCCGGGACAUGACUCAUGCCCGGGCCAUCGAGUUGAUCAAGGCGGGGUGCAGGCGGGUGAGACUGUUGCUAAAGAGAGGCACGGGACAAGUGCCUGAGUAUGUAGACGGUGCCUCCCCCUGGGAUACCCUUCCUCCAGCCCUCUCUGCCCUGCAGGAAGUGACCCUUGACCCCCAGCAGCCGCCCACCUCAUCUCUCUCAUCCCAUCCAGCCUCCACCCUAGACUCCCCCCACCAGCUCUCUCUAGAGGCCUCACCGCGUACGGCAGCCCAGGCUCCAGACCCCAGCUCCACGAGAGGGGCUACAGGUGGCAGGUCCCAAACCAAGUGCACUGUCCGGGAGCAGGAAACCCCACAUGGGCCUGGGUAGGUGGAGGGGGGACCCCAAGAGCCCCAGCCUACGCUGCGGUCCCCCAACGCUCUGAGGGAACUCAGCGGAGAGGAUGGAGAGCAGCAGCACCGGCGCCCCUGGUGGGGAGAGUGCACACACACCCACGUAGGCUCCGAACACUGCCUUAUGGCCCUGGGACUCUUCCUACCUGAGUGUGAGUCUGAACGGAGGCGGUGGAGAUUGGUUUACUGGUAUACACUGGACCAGACCACUUCUGACCAGGUUGGACUGGCUGGCUCUUCAUAGGCUCCCAAAUCCAACCCACCACUCACACCAUCAGAUACAAGAGGGAUCUCUCUCUCUCUACCUCUCUCUCUCUCUCUCUACCUCUCUCUCUACCUCUCUCUCUCUCUCUACCUCGCUCUCUCUCUCUCUCUCUCUCUCUCUCUCUCAAGAUGAUUACAACCCACCACCUUAAAAACUGAAAGAUAUAUUACAGUUGUGUGUGUAACCAUAAGUGCGUUGGUUUUGACCGAGUUUGGAAAACCCUUGGUUAUGUUACUAGAAAUAGACUAGAUUCUCAGUGGCGAGUUUAGCAUGCAAAUCUUGGUGGGGCAAAAGAAAAAAAAAAAGUGGGAUGCAUGCCAGCAAAGCAGUUAGGUCCUACAUAAACCUGUACCAACAGCAGUCCCAACAUCUUACCACUGCUACACCUGGUUAUCAGCGGAGCCUUGUAUGGCAGCGAAACAGUUCAUUCAGACUCAUUUACUGCCUUUUAAAAAAACAUAGCUGAUAUGGCUGACUUGCUUAAACACGUGUGGUUUCUAAUGACAACUGAGAUGUACAAACUAUGCCAUAAGGGGACGACAAGCGGAUAAGAGUCUAUCGUAAUUUCAAUUAAGACAUUAAUUAGCUACUAACAUCUUACUACACAACAUACACUUAGUAUUACUUUCUUAGCUACAGUAUACAUAUCGCCCUGGCAUAUUACAAAAUGUAUGCAGCAACAUACAAUACAUUUUUGGACUCACCUUGUUGUGCUGUGCUCACUUGAACAGGAAGGUGGCGUCGCGGUCCUUGGUGGGCAAAUUUUGUCAUCAAACUCUGAUAAUCUCUGGAUUUAUGGUGCUUUCAAAACAAAAAAAAACAAGGUUGAAUCAUGAUGACGUCAUUGAUCUUCAGGUCGUAGCUCUAGAAAGAGGCCAGAUUUACAAUACCGAGUUGGAUGACCGUUCAAAAAGUAUUUUUCCAGUCGGAGCUCGUUUAUUCCCGACUUCCCAGUUAACUUGACUUCAGUGAGUUCAAGACUUCACAGUUCCGAGUUAACAUUUGUUUCGAGGGCAGCACAAAUCAUGCUUCAUUGAUAGCAUGGCCAAUGUUGAAUGUUUAUCAUUUUAAACUUGGAAAAGAGCCACUUAAUCCCAGAUUUGGGACCACACAGCCACUGAUUCCUUCCAAACCACUCAUUGUUGAUUUUGCAAUUUCCAAUUUGUCGUGUAAUGUUUAUGUCCAAUGGCCGAUGGGCACCGAUAUGUUUCAUCUAUAAUUUCUCUUCAUUAUUUCUCUUCAUAUGACCAGGAUUAAAAAGGAUUCGCCAGUA
Messenger RNA from Salvelinus fontinalis (brook trout), 6495 nucleotides. RefSeq names its product membrane-associated guanylate kinase, WW and PDZ domain-containing protein 2-like. NCBI's taxonomy places the organism in Eukaryota, Metazoa, Chordata, Actinopteri, Salmoniformes, Salmonidae. The record is from RefSeq and is a predicted model, not a curated record. The transcript has 23 exons. The coding region runs from base 624 to 4934 and encodes 1436 amino acids. Gene Ontology annotation, molecular function: beta-1 adrenergic receptor binding; signaling receptor complex adaptor activity; type II activin receptor binding. Gene Ontology annotation, cellular component: cytoplasm; dendrite. Gene Ontology annotation, biological process: signal transduction; receptor clustering.